Aspergillus welwitschiae is the source of this 824-nucleotide messenger RNA. RefSeq lists its product as uncharacterized. The record is from RefSeq and is a predicted model, not a curated record. The annotation marks the transcript as partial. The transcript is spliced from 2 exons. Lineage: Eukaryota; Fungi; Ascomycota; Eurotiomycetes; Eurotiales; Aspergillaceae.
AGGUAAGCGACCAAUUUUCUAUAGAUUUUUGGUUCUUUUUGAAGAUUGGGCAGGAUGCAUCCUCCGCGAAUCCGGCCGGGAACAUAUUCUGUUUCUUCUCCCGAGAUUGGCCUAUGGAAUUCUUACUGCACAGCUUCUUCUCCACCGAUUCUGAAACGGCAUGCUCAUGUUCUCUCCUGCAAUCUGUGUAUACCAGUCCGGACCUCUUCUUCCCUUGUCCAGGCGAAUUCGUGUGUUCGUGGUUCGACGCAAUCUGCUGUUAGAUUGGGAGUCCAAAAACCUGCCCGAAGUAGGCAGAAAGAUUCGGCUUAUCGAAUUUAGAAGCGCCGACUUUAGAGGGACAUCCAUUACGGUGUCACACCCCACUGCCAUCUGAUCGGCUCCGUCGUUUGACGGGAAGCGGGUGAGUAAUAUCGGAUAAAUGCAGACCAGUGUUUCUCCUAACGAGCACGCGUGAUAGGUUGCGUCUCCGCUUUACGCGUGUCCACAUCAACUACGGUCCCAAAAUCCAGACUUGCCAGAUGCUAUGGAUAUGGCCGUUGAACACAAGCAAUCUGGUGAGCCAGAGGAACGAAAUGAAGAUACGUUCUUCUUGCAAUCGAUGUCCAAGUGGGAGUGCGGUUGUGGUCUGCUUGAGAAGCCAAAAACAUCGCUGACCGCUCCUAUAGGACGAUUUCUGUACUGCCAAAUGUAAUUCUGAACCCCUGCUGCACAGUACCGAAAGGUGGGACAUCCUUUGCGAAUAUAGCCGAUAGAUGGACGAUAUAAUCUGACGUCUACUCCGCAAAAGUUGGCAAGGGAUUGGGCGAAACUGUUUCCCUGCG